GGCUCUUAUAGUGGUUUGUUCCUGGAAUGGCUCAACUCUCAGUAGUGCGGGUUGUGCCCUCUGGGGUCUAUUAGUCCACUUGCUGCAGGCUGAAUGGUCAGCUGGACCGAUCAGCAGGGUAAAUUACAAUAUAUCAAAUCAGGGUAGGUAAGGCUCAGAAGCAUCAUCAGAGCAGAGCAAACCACAGAGGAUGGCUGCACCGCAGAAAGGAGAUCUGUCAGCCUCAGAGAGGAAGAUUCUGCAAGUUAUUGCUGCUGGUGACGUACAGGAGGCCGCUCAGCUGCUUGAAAGCAAUGAAGUACGGGUCAACUGUUUGGACGAGCACGGCAUGACUCCACUGAUGCAUGCAGCCUACAAGGGGAAGGCAGAUAUGUGUCACCUGCUGCUGCAGCAUGGAGCCAACGUCAACUGCAACCAGCACGAAUACGGUUACACUGCCCUCAUGUUUGCCGGCCUGUCAGGGAGGACUGAUAUCACGUCCAUGAUGCUGGAUGCUGGAGCAGAGACAGAUCUGGUUAAUUCUGUGGGUCGCACCGCUGCUCAGAUGGCGGCGUUUGUUGGCCAGCACGAUUGUGUAACGGUGAUCAACAACUUCUUCUCACUGGCGAGGCUGGAGUACUACACCAGACCACAGGGUCUGGAGAAGGAGGCCAAGCUGCCUCCCAGGCUGGCAGGACCCCUGCACAAGAUCAUCAUGACCACCAAUCUCAACCCGGUCAAGAUAGUCAUGCUGGUGAAGGAGAACCCCGUGCUGGUGGACGUGGCAGCUCUGGAGAAGUGCUACCAGGUGAUGGACCUGCUGUGUGAGCAGUGUGUGAAGCAGCAAGACAUGAACGAGGUCCUGGCCAUGAAAAUGCACUACAUCAGCUGCGUGCUGCAGAAGUGUCUGACGUCCCUACAGAAACGAGACGACAAGCUGGACGCUCUUGUCAAGAGCCUGCUGAAAGGGAGAGACAGCGAUGGGUUCCCACACAACCAGGAGAAGUUCAUUCGGGAGUGCAUCAGAAAGUUUCCUUACUGCGAGGCAACGCUCCUGCAGCAGCUGGUGAGGAGUAUUGCACCGGUAGAGAUCGGCAACGAACCAACAGCUUUCUCAGUGUUGACCCAGGCCCUGACAGGUCAGAUGGCUUUCGCAGACGCUGACUACUGUGUCACAUGUGGGGAGAGGGGUGCAAACAAGAGGUGCUCCCUUUGUAAAGCGGUGACUUACUGCGGCUUGAUGUGCCAAAGGCUCCACUGGUUCACCCAUAAAAAGAUGUGCAGAUCUAUGCAGGAGCAGGACGCCGACCUGGAGAAGGACACUCCGAGGUUGAAAGAGCUAAAAGAUGAUGAGAGUGACCUGGUGAUGGAGACGGCCAACUUCCUCCAGGAGCUGUGUCUGCGGGCUGAGGAGAAGGUCGCUGCUGCCGGAGGCUGCCCAGCAGACCUGCUGGCCUGUCCCUCCGCCUCUGAUGAGGGACCGUCCAGCGCCCAAGACAGAUGGAAAAGCCAGCCGGAGCCGUAACGGAGCAAAAAAACAUGUUAAUGGAAUCCAUCCUGUUUAUAUAUAUUUUGUACACAGUUUCAGGAUAAGUACACUGCAAAAAAGGAAUUUCAAGAAAGCAAAAUAUAUCUUAUAUUUUGUUCAGAUACAAGAACUUAUAAAUAAAUAUUUAUACAAAAUAUUUGUCAAGCAAAAAAAGCUUGACCCCAUUGGCAGAUUUUGUUUUCUUAAUAUAAGAUGAUUUUGUUGAAUAGAAGAAUAUUUUGCUUGGUUCCAGUAAUGCUGUUUUUGCAGUGUGUACACACAGCUCCAGAAAUGUAGUUUCGAAUAGCACAUUAGUAUUGUAUGGUUAAAGUAAGGGAUAGUGUUCUUAGAGCAAACAAACUAUGUUUAAGCUUUAAUAAAAGUUUGACUUCAAAACCGUUGGUUGUGGUUGGAGAAACAAAGGCAGAAUUGGAUCAUUUCUCUCAUUUCCAACCUGUUAAUCCAUUUUUGUAUCAUGGGUUGUAAUAUAUUGUAGUGGUAAAUAGAGUGAUGCAGCCGUAGUUGCAGUUAUAGUGGUUGUGUGUGUGUGUGUCUUGUCAGCCAUGUGUAGGGUUAGUGUGUUAUGUUUAUGGUACAGUAUUACACGCCUGAACGUGACA
Mugil cephalus (flathead mullet) is the source of this 2127-nucleotide messenger RNA. Its product is annotated as ankyrin repeat and MYND domain-containing protein 2-like. Gene Ontology annotation, molecular function: protein binding. The record is from RefSeq and is a predicted model, not a curated record. The transcript is spliced from 10 exons. Lineage: Eukaryota; Metazoa; Chordata; Actinopteri; Mugiliformes; Mugilidae. The coding region runs from base 191 to 1504 and encodes 437 amino acids. Gene Ontology annotation, biological process: regulation of smoothened signaling pathway.